Molecule: messenger RNA, 1563 nt
Organism: Dictyostelium purpureum
Lineage: Eukaryota; Evosea; Eumycetozoa; Dictyosteliales; Dictyosteliaceae
Exons: 3
Coding region: 1-1563 (520 amino acids)
Source: RefSeq, a predicted model, not a curated record
AUGAGAAGAAAUACUAAUCAAAAUAAGAAAAACGCCCCAGUUGUUCAAAAAAGUGUUUUCAAUAACCUUGAUUUAGAUAGCAGCAGUGAAGAUGAAAAACAAAUUGAAGAAGUUACUGCAUCAACUAAAAAUUUAAAUGUUCAACAACCACAAGUUCAACAACCAGAAGUUGACUCAACUCCACGUCCAUACAGUGGUGGUUUUAUUAGUACUAUGGAAAUUCCAGAAUAUUACCCAAUUGAUUUUUCAGAUAGAGCUCAAGUUACUUUUAACACCACAUGUUUUGUUAAACAAUCAGAAUAUGAUAUUAUCAAAGAAGUUUUAGAUAAAUUUAAACCAUUUGUUAAAUUAAAUAAUAAUGUUUAUGAAAUUUCAAAAUCAUCAAAAAUUACUGGUAAAGCUUUUCAAGAUUUCCAAGAUGAAUUAAAAAAAACCAAAGUUAAAUCAUUAAAUAUUAGAACUAUUUUAACAAUUAAAUCAAAGAAUCCAGAAGAUUGUGAAGAUAUUUCUAAAUGGAUCGAAAAACAAGUUGCAAACUUUGUACCAUCAAACUAUCCAACUAAAGUUUCAACCUUUGUUGUUUCACAAAGUGCAAAUUUCACAUUUAAAUCAAUGAUUCCAAACUUUGAUUCAAUUAAUGUCCCAUAUCAAUUAUACGAAAGAGCUAAUGCUUCAAAUGCUACUGUUACUCCAUCAACUAGUGAAGAAAAAGUCAUCAACAACAAUAAAAUUAUUGUUUGUGACGAUGAAUCAUCAUCAAAAGAAAAUAUUGUCGCUGCUUUAACUGCUCCACUUUUAGAGGCCAAUCAAUCAUUAGUUGGUGCUGCUAAUUCUGAUAAGAAAAUUAAAUGCUCACUUAAAUUUGGUAACUCUAUUUUCUACCAACUUAGUGCUACUGCUUUCUUACCAGGUUUUUCAAAAGAACAAUUAUCUCAAAUGGAAACUUAUAAGGAUUUCCGUUCAAAACAAGAUAGUAUCAUCAAAGAAUCAGAUUUCAAUACUAUUGCCAAACACAUUAAAGAUAGUUCAUCAAUUUAUCAAGCCAAGGAAACUGACGCCACCAUCUAUCGUGUAUUCAUUGGUAAUUACAAAGUUAGAUUAGUCAAUGAAACUGAAGAAAAACUUAAAAUUAAAGCUAUCUCGCAAUUAGACGAAAGAGUUGUUACUCUCGAUACUGUUUAUCCAUCAAAUCUUUCCAAUAAAGUUGGUUGCAGAGUCGCUAUUUCAAAAAGUAAAAAUAUCGAAAAAGAAACUCUUCCAAAGAAUAUUUUAACUUUCUUAGAAUCAACCACUAAAGAUAAAUCUGGUAAUUAUCUUUCAUUCCCAUCAGAUUUCUACAAGACUAGAAGCUUCAGCAAAUCACAAACUACCUUUGUUAACAAUGAAACCAAAAAUGUUAUCCAUUUGGUCAAAAUUACCGAAGAAAAAAGAGAUGAAGUUUACUAUUCAAUUAGAAUUUCAAAUCCAUUAAUUAAAUUUACAAACAAAUCAUCAGAAGAACAAUUCAAACAAACUUUAGAUUCAAUUUAUUCUGAAUAUCAAUCAUUAGUUAAUAAAUUAUAA